UUUCCGACAUGCUACUUGUUAAACCUUACCGGAGAGCCCUCCAUAGCAAAACCCUAGACUCACCAUGUUCUUCCUCCGACACCCUUUUUGUCAACAGGGCAGUUUCCAUUCUCAAAGGCCACGACCCAAUUCCUUUAAACUCAUUAUCUUCCCAAUUUACCCCUCAAUAUGCUUCUUCCUUACUUUUCCAAUGCCAAUUUGAUAAACCCCUUGUUCUAAGAUUCAUCAACUGGGCACGCAACCGCCAUUUCUUCAACAACCUUCAAUGCAAAUGCAUUUCCAUUCAUAUCCUCACUCGUUUCAAGCUCUACAAAACUGCUCAGUCCCUUGCUGAAGACAUCGCUUUGAAAUUCGGCGACAACAAGGGUGAAACCGUCUUUUCCACUCUCAGGGAUACUUACCAUUCUUGCAAGUCAAGUUCUGCUGUGUUUGAUUUGAUGGUAAAAUCUUAUUCUCAUUUGAAAAUGAUUGAUAGAGCUAUGAAUGUGUUUGAAUUAGCUAAGUCUAAUGGGUUUAUGCUUACUGUUUUAUCGUAUAAUUCGAUUCUUGAUGCGUUGAUCAGGGUUUCGUGUAAUGGGGGUUCUUUUGAAUUAGCUCAAAAGUUUUAUGAUGACAUGGUUAAAUCGGGGGUUUCACCCAAUGUGUAUACUUAUAAUAUUAUGAUCCGAGGGCUAUGCGGAAAAGGGGAUUUGGAAAAGGGUUUGGUUGUUUUUGAUGAAAUGGAAAAAAGUGGCUGCUUGAGAAAUGUUGUAACUUAUAACACGAUAAUAGGCGGUUAUUGUAAGAUAGGUAAGGUUGAUGAGGCAGUCGAAUUGUUGAAACUGAUGCAAGUUAGGAACUUGGAACCGAGUGUGGUCACGUAUAAUGCUAUUAUUAAUGGGUUGUGUCGAGAAGGAAGGAUGAAAGAGACGAGUGAGAUUUUGGAAGAGAUGAGGGGAAAGGGAUUAAUGCCUGAUGAGGUGACAUAUAACACACUGGUAAAUGGCUAUUGUAGAGAGGGUAAUUUUCACCAAGCACUUGUUUUGCAUUCGGAAAUGUUAAGGAAUGGGUUGUCUCCAGAUGUUGUGACCUAUACUUCUUUGAUUAAUAGCAUGUGCAAGACCGGGAAUUUGCAGCGCGCAAUGGAAUUCUUCGAUCAAUUGCGUGCUCGAGGAUUAUAUCCCAACGAUAGAACUUACACAACUUUGAUUGUUGGCUUUUCUCAGCAGGGUUUUAUGAAUGAGGCUUAUAAAGUUUUGAAUGAAAUGAUUUCAAAUGGCUUUUCCCCUUCAAUUGUGACUUACAAUGCUUUAAUUAAUGGGCAUUGUGCAGCGGGCAGGAUGGAAGAUGCUCUAAGUGUGACUCAAGAGAUGGAACAUAGAAGGGUUGUCCCAGAUGUUGUAACUUAUAGUACAAUAAUAUCUGGAUUUUGUAGAAACGGUGAGUUGGAAAGAGCAUUCGGUGUUAAGAAGCAGAUGGUUGAAAAAGGAGUUUUACCUGAUGUUAUUACUUAUUCAUCGCUAAUUCAAGGUCUUUGUGAGCAGCAAAACCGGACUGAAGCUUGUGAACUUUUCCAAGAGAUGUUGACAGUAGGUCUGCAACCUGAUAAGUUUACAUAUACUGCACUUAUUGGUGCAUACUGUGCAAAUGGUGAUAUUAAAGGUGCACUUCACCUGCAUAACGAAAUGAUCCGUAAGGGUUUCUUUCCUGAUGUCGUCACUUACAGUGUCCUAAUCAAUGGGCUUAAUAAACAAUCUCGAACUAAGGAAGCAAAGCGGCUUCUGUUCAAGUUGUUGUAUGAGCAAUCAGUGCCGAAUAGUGUCACUUAUGACAUGCUGAUAGAAAGUUGCAGAGAUCUUGAAUUUAAGAGUGCGGUAGAUCUUAUUAAAGGAUUCUGCAUGAAAGGUUUGUUGAAUGAAGCUGACCGAGUUUUUGAGUUGAUGCUGCAAAAACACAAGAAGCCAAGUGAAGCAGCUUAUAACCUACUUAUACACGGUCAUUCCAGGGGUGGGAAUUUGCAUAGAGCCUUGAAUCUUUACAGAGAAAUGGUGAAUCUUGGCUUUGUUCCUCAUACAGUAAGCAUUAUUGGGCUGAUGAAAGAACUUUUCAAUGAAGGGAUGAGUGAAGAGUUAAAUCAAGUAAUUCAAAGCACGUUGGAAACCUGUAAACUUGCUGAUGGUGAGCUAGCUAAAGUUAUUGUUGAGGUGAACUACAAGGAAGGGAACAUGGAUGCAGUAUUCAGCGCACUUACUGAUAUGGCCAAGGAUGGCCUUCUUCCAAAUAGUGGGAAAACCGCUUUUUGUCGCAUGCCACAAUAAAGUAAUUAUCAUCUACAAAUAAUCACGCAACUUUUGCCAUGCAUGAGGUAGAGUGCAUCAAGCAGCAGGAAACGUGGUCGCAAGUUGCAACAAAUUGAUUCCCCCUCCUUUGGGUUUAUCAUGCCAUUGUGAACGUGGGACAAUGAGUUGCUGGAGAGCCGUUACUUUACUCAGAUAAACAACAUUCUUUCGAGACGGUUUAAUUCCCACUUUGCUUGUAAAUUGAAAACUUCUCACAUGCUAGAAGGUCAGUUCCAUAUUCCAGCAACGCAUUGACAAAAGGCUGAACUGACGUUUUGAAUUCCUCUCAGUUAUAAGUAGGGUGCUUAUUUGAACAGGUGAAACAAGACGCAGAGAAGGACGUGAGUUUCAUUUGAGGAAGUGUGCAAACUCCAGGGUCAUUGGUCGUGAAGUUUCUUAUAGAAGCUGGUGCAUGUUGCUUCUAGAGUGGGAUGUACCUAAUGUUGGUGCUCAGUGUCAAGCUUGUGAAGCUGAGCAU
Molecule: messenger RNA, 2796 nt
Organism: Lycium ferocissimum
Lineage: Eukaryota; Viridiplantae; Streptophyta; Magnoliopsida; Solanales; Solanaceae
Product: pentatricopeptide repeat-containing protein At5g39710
Exons: 3
Coding region: 9-2297 (762 amino acids)
Molecular function (GO): protein binding
Source: RefSeq, a predicted model, not a curated record